Molecule: messenger RNA, 699 nt
Organism: Lachnellula hyalina
Lineage: Eukaryota; Fungi; Ascomycota; Leotiomycetes; Helotiales; Lachnaceae
Gene: rps-5
Product: 40S ribosomal protein
Exons: 3
Coding region: 1-699 (232 amino acids)
Biological process (GO): translation; ribosomal small subunit assembly
Cellular component (GO): cytosolic small ribosomal subunit; ribosome
Molecular function (GO): mRNA binding; structural constituent of ribosome; rRNA binding
Source: RefSeq, a predicted model, not a curated record
AUGUCUGAAGCAGAAGAGUCCGUCGAAGUUACCCCUUCUGGAUAUGAAGUACUACCAAAGGAGGUGACCGCUGAGAUCGGCAGCGUCAAGCUCUUCAACAAGUGGUUCGUACAAAUAAAUCGCGGGGGAAAAGGACAAUUGCUAACUAGAGAAUACAGGAGCUACGAGGAUGUCGAAAUCCGUGAUAUCUCCUUGACCGACUACAUCCAAAUCCGCGCCCCAGUCUACAUCUCCCACUCCGCCGGUCGAUACGCACAGAAGCGAUUCCGCAAGGCACAAUGCCCCAUCAUCGAGCGUCUUACGAACUCCCUGAUGAUGAACGGUCGUAACAACGGAAAGAAGCUCAUGGCAGUCCGCAUCGUUGCCCACUCCUUCGAGAUUAUUCACAUCAUGACUGACCAAAACCCUAUCCAAGUCGCCGUCGAUGCCAUCGUCAACUGCGGACCCCGCGAAGAUUCCACCCGAAUUGGUUCAGCUGGUACCGUCCGUCGUCAAGCCGUCGAUGUCUCUCCUCUCCGCCGUGUCAACCAAGCCAUCGCUCUCCUCACCAUCGGUGCCCGUGAGGCUGCGUUCCGAAACGUCAAGUCUGUUGCUGAGUGCCUGGCGGAAGAGUUGAUCAACGCUGCCAAGGGAAGCAGUAACUCGUAUGCCAUCAAGAAGAAGGAUGAGCUGGAGCGUGUGGCCAAGUCCAAUCGGUAA